CAUAAACCUUUAUAAACCUCGGCCUAAAUUGAGUAAAUUGAGUAUUACAAUAUCCCAAGCGCUUUCGGAUUAGACAGCUUUUUCAUGAGAUACAAACCUGAAUGAUACGGAGGUAUAGUUAAGUUGAAGGGUAGGCAGAAGAAAGGAACAGAUGGCGUGCAACUUAGUAUGGAGGGAUCUCACAGCUCAGCAGCUGGAAAACAUCCGGCACCCUCAUCCUAAAAAGGGCUUGACGGGGCGCGACCUGCUGGCGAGAUACAUGGACUUGACAGACUACCAGCGAAACCCUAAGACAGCAAUCCAUUUGGACUUGUACAUUCACACAAUACAGCUUGGGCAAGAAGUAACAUCUGCUGACGAUAAGCUUUCGGGGUUGUUUUCCAUCGUCAAAAUGGUCCACCAGCGUUCAAUUCAGGAAACACUCACGAUGGAGCGAUCCUUUCUGCUGUUUAAAGAGCUUUUACUAGCGCACAGCGUCCAGCGUCCUCCUUACAGCAUCGGGUUGUUUACCUUUCAAGAAAUGCAGCGGAUAAUGGACUGGAUGCUUGACAGCUACUACCGCCACUACAAGCUGUACCAGUACUGCUACACCAACAGGGUGACCAUGAGUGCCAGCUACACGCAUCCCUCCGACAUGGUGGAGCAGGCCGCUCCUCUGCCACCGCUGCAGCAGGCGCUCACGCAGCAGCAGCACCAGGCCAUCCUCACGCAGGAGGAGCGGCGCAAGGCGCAGGGGGUUGCCGCCACCGCCGUUGCCGCUGCCGCCGCGGCUGAGGAGGAGCGGCAGGCGCGUUUGCGCGAAGAAUACGAGGCGGCGGUGCCGGAGGAGGUCAAGGACCGUGUGGCCGCGGCGGUGGAGCGGGAAGUGGCCCGGCUCCAACGCGCCAUGGAGGAGCAGUUCGCCGCCCAGCAGGCGGAGCUGCUCGCCAAGCUGGCAGCGCUGGAGGCAAGUGGCACAGCGCCGCCGCCGCCCGCACCCAGCGCCUGGGCGGUCGCGGCGGUGAGGCCCAGCAGCGGGACUGCAAAGCCAACCCAGCCCCCACCACCUCCCUCGUGAUAAGGCGGUUGGGAUGGGGUAUGGGUGAAUCUGAUUGGAGCUAUAGAAAGCUGGUCCUGCACUGGAGCGUCGACUGAAGACGAGUGAAUGGCGAUGGGGGCAUGCGGAGAAAUCAAAUAUGUAGAGGUGGACGGCCGAUAGCCGGCGAUACCGAGACAAGCGGAGGUUGCCGGUUUCUGGCCUGGGAUGUAAGGAUCAGGUCGAAGGCCGACAUGUGCGGGGCGGCUGCACCCAAUACCUGUCGUACAACAUGUAAAAGCCCACAGGUGGUUUGAUGGGAUGGACAUAACGCGCUGUGAUGGAUGUGGACAUAACGCGCUGUGAUGGAUGUGGUUCGCAGCCUCAGUAGCUCAAGCGAGCUGACACCUUCGCGCAGCUUCCCUUGUCGUUGAGGAGACAACUGAAAACGGUAUGCAAAGUAGCACCAUUGA
This is a messenger RNA of Astrephomene gubernaculifera, 1488 nucleotides long. NCBI's taxonomy places the organism in Eukaryota, Viridiplantae, Chlorophyta, Chlorophyceae, Chlamydomonadales, Astrephomenaceae. The record is from the annotation of a GenBank genome assembly.